AAGUUUCCAAAUAAAUCUAAAUUUAUGGAAGAAAAUUUUUUGGCACCAUGUGUGCUAUGCAAAAAAUCAAUCGAUACUCAAGAUAUAUUAGAUAAAAUAGAUAGAUUAUGGGAAAAUGAUAUGUACAAAAUUUGCAAGACAUGUGCAGAUUCAUUUUGUGGUGUUUCUUACUCUGAAAAAGGUGUUAUAGUUGAAAGAGCUUUCAAAAAUUUUACAACUCAGUCAAUACAAGAAAUUUCAACUUCGCCAUUGCUAACUUCUAUUUAUUCUGGACAACUUUAUAGUUACAGGCAUAAUAUGUAUAAAGCUGGAGGAAAGUUAAAAAAAAACCUCAUGGAUCAAGAUCUUAUGUCUCUAUUGCCGAAUGAUAAAAAAGAUGACUUAUUUCGUGCUAUAGGUUUAUCCUUUAAAAAUCUUAAGUUUAAUGAUUAUGCAUUCAAAGUAUUAAUUCCUGAAGCUAUAUUAUAUCUUUUUGCGAAGUUGGAAGGAAUAUCAAGAAUCAAGGCUGAAGUAUUAAUUAGUUCAUACUCUCUAGAAAGGACCAAUGAACAGUUAAAUGAAUAUUCAGAUGAGGAUGAUUUUGAAGAAACAAAUAUUGCAGUUAAAGUUGUAGAGUUACUGGCAAGUUGUUCUUGGCUUUUCUUCUCUGAUGCUUGCUGUUAUUAAAAAGAACCUAAACCAAAAAGAUUAUACUAUAUAUAAUGUUUUUUACGGAGGAGAGCGCAACGCUAAACUAAUUAAAUUAAAACAUUUAUAGCGUUCUUUUGUGGAAAAACCGGGACAAAGGCAGCCCUUUAUAUAGAUGAUUUUGUAUUUUAUUAUAUUUUUCAGAUAAUAAUACAUCAAGUUAAA
Messenger RNA from Hydra vulgaris (swiftwater hydra), 852 nucleotides. Lineage: Eukaryota; Metazoa; Cnidaria; Hydrozoa; Anthoathecata; Hydridae. The record is from RefSeq and is a predicted model, not a curated record.